GGGCUUCCCUUCCGUAUCCACAUGAAAGUUAGUCCGCCCAAUAGUUUCAAGUUUGAAAGGCGUUGGUUCGGGACUUUUGUCUACAAAAGGAAAAAAAAAAAAAAGGGCGUUGGACCUUAAUCUUCUUAUCUUUUUCUUUUUGAUUGAUGUUUUAUAGUCGAUGCGCCCUUUAUUUCAGUAACAGUGAGAAGACAUUUUGAAAUUCAAAAACCUUAUUAUGGUUCAAUGACCCCAAUCGGAUCCCCCACCGAAGAAAAAGCAACGGUAAUAAUGACUGGAGCCUUCCAGAUUUUGCCGCGUAGCAGUAGACCCCACUAACCAAUGACGUGUCAACAUCAACUUUAUUUUGUUUUAUUUAUAUUCGUACAACCCCCCACAUAACGGCUCCUCCCGCGCCCCCUUUUCCCUCUCAGAAUCUCGCUCAAAAUCAAGCGUUACGUUUUCUCUCUUGUUUUAUCCGCAAUUCCCUCAUCUAAUCAAAUCCAAAAUCAUUCGUCAUCUGCAAUUGGAUCUCCGAUCAUCAAUCACCUCCGCUUGGUACUGAGCGACAACCGUUGCCAAUUUCGAAAAAGUCCACGUUGAAAGUUGAAUUGAGAAAAGGAAAAUAAAACUAGAAUAUUGCCGGCUCCAUGUUAAAUCAUUACAGUGAGCAGUUUGCGCGCAUUGAAACAACUUGCGGAUCAUUGUUGUGUGAAUUACAGAAACUAUGGGAUGAAGUUGGGGAGGCUGAUGACCAACGGGAUACAAUGCUUUUUGAACUCGAACAAGAGUGCCUCAAGAUCUACAUGAAAAAGGUAGACGAGGCAAAAGAAUACAGAACUAAAUUGCAACGAGAUAUUGCCAAUGCCAAGGCAGAAAUUUCAGAUAUCUGUACUUCUAUAGGGGAGAAGUCAGUGCAUCAUGAUUUGAAUCCUGGCGGGAACUUGAAGGAAGAGCUUGAAACCAUUAGUCCACUGUUGGAGGAUAUGCGUAGGAAGAAAGUGGAAAGAAUUAAUCAAUUUGUUGGAGUUCUAGAACAAAUACAAAAAUUAUCUAAUGAGAUUUUGGGGGUUAAAGAACAAAAUGGCAAUAAGGUGCUUGUUGACGAGACCAAGCUCUCCCUAAGAAGACUUGAAAAAUUACAGAGUGAGAUGCAUGAACUUCAAAAUGAGAAGAUCAAUCGUUUGAAUCAGGUGCAAGACCACCUAAAUACUAUAAACUCACUGUGCACAGUCCUUGGUAUGGAUUUCAAGCAAACAGUGUGUAGAAUCCACCCUACCUUGGAUGAUUUGAAUGCAGAAAAAGAUGCAAGUAACAAUACAAUUGCAAGGUUGGCUGCUCAAAUUCAAAGUCUGCUGGAGCUAAAGAUAAAGAGAAUGCGGAAGAUUCAAGAUCUUGCAUCUGCAUUGUUGGAGCUUUGGCAUUUGAUGGAUACUCCAAUAGAGGAACAACAGAUGUUUCUGAAUGUUACCUGUAAAAUUGCAGCUUCUGAACCUGAAAUUACAGAGCCCAAUAUGCUCUCCAUUGACUGUAUUAAAAAAGUUGAGGAGGAAGUGUCUAGGUUGCAGCAGCUCAAAACAAGUAGAAUGAAGGAAAUUGUUCUGAAAAAGAAGGUUGAAUUAGAGGAUAUGUGCAGAAGGACUCACAUGGUGAUGGAAGCACUUAUUUCAAUAGAUUAUUCGAUUGAAGCUAUGGAGUCUGGUGCCAUUGAUCCUCUGUACCUGUUGGAACAAAUUGACCUUCAUAUUUCGAAGGUUAGAGAGGAAGCUUUCAGCCGCAAAGAUAUACUCGAGAAGGUGGAGAAGUGGUUGGCUGCAUGUGAAGAAGAGGGUUGGCUGGAAGAGUACAAUAGGGAUAACAACCGUUAUAAUGCUGGAAGAGGAGCACACCUCACUCUGAAACGGGCUGAGAAAGCUCGAGCAUUUGUUAACAAAAUUCCUGCAAUGGUGGAAGCUUUGACUUUAAAAACCACAGCUUGGGAGAAAGAGAGAGGAACUGUGUUCUUGUAUGAUGGAGGACGACUUCUUUCUGUGCUUGAGGACUACAGCAGCCUAGGGCAAGAAAAAGAAUUAGAGAGGCAGAGACAGAGAGACCAAAAGAAACUUCACGGACAGCUGAUAGCAGAGCAGGAAGCUCUUUAUGGUUCAAAACCCAGCCCAUCCAUGCGAGGAAAGAAGGCUUCUAGAACUUCAACAGCCGCUGCCAGUAAUAGGAAACUCUCCUUCGGUGGAGCAAUGCUGCAGCAACUAAAGCCUGAGAAACUUGCUAUCCGUCUCCACCCCAAUAAGAAGGCUGACUAUUUGAAGGAAAACAGCUUGGUCAAUCACCAGCGAUCCAGUGGUUUUGCAUCUCACUCUGGUAGGAGAAGCUCUGAAGUUUCUGGUCGUGUAGUAAAAAAGCAACCCUUACGUGCGGUAAAGGUGCGUGAGAUUGAGUCACCAGCAGUUCGAAAGCCUCUUUCUCCCAUUUCUUUUGCCGUGAACUCCAAUGCCAACAUUGUGAGUUUCAAAGAAGAUAAGCAAAAAGUGAAGAAUGAGCUAAGAUUAGAUCCUGGUUGCAAGACACCAACGGGUAUGCCUUCCAAGCCAACUUUUUUAAUUGGUGACGAUGAAAACAGAACCCCGAAAGCGAAGCCCGUUCCAAUACCAACAACUCCUUCAACGGUAUCAGCUCCUAUGCUUAUGGCAAUAACACCAGCUACUCCAGCAACCUUGGGUGCUUAUAAAGUUGAAAAAAUUGUGGAACAAGGUCAACAAAUUGAGUACUCUUUUGAAGAGGUUAGAGCUGGGUUUUUUCUGUCCUAAAGCCCCUCAAAAACCCGUCUCUAACUUGCGUCCGGUGGUAAUUAAUUCCCAGUCAACCUUCAUCCUUUGCAACUUUUCUAUUUUUAUUUUUUAUACGCAGAGAAAAAAAAAAAGUUCUGCCUUUUUAUUCGAGUGGUUAAAGUCAAAUUCGAUUGACUUUCUUAAUGUGGUUGUAACUAAGCAUCCGAUUGUGGACUUUAGUGUCAAAAUCCGUUUGACUGUUGAGAGUGUUGAAUUUGAAUCAUACUUGGACAAGUUUAGGUUGAUUGGUUUGCAAAUCAUGAGUUUUUUACUUUUAACCAAUUUUUAAUGUAUUACAUUUAUUUCAUCAGUGCUGUCAGGCACUCGUCAGAAAUGAAGACCCUCGAUCUUCUUGGUUGAGACAUUUAUUUAAGCGCUCAGACCAAAUCUAUAAUUUCCAAUUACUGGUCAGGAAGUUGGGGACAGCUUAUCUUAAAUUAAAUUUCGAAAAGAUUCAAAGAAUAGGGCCCUGUCUUGAUGGGCAUGUCCACCAAUGACAGUCUGGCUGUCUCUCAGACAUGCGUAUCUCGGACAAGUGUAACUUAUUGAUUCACCAACCUUAGGUCAGGAUUUCAUUUGACUGUCUCAGACACGAAGGAUCUCAAC
Molecule: messenger RNA, 3410 nt
Organism: Durio zibethinus
Lineage: Eukaryota; Viridiplantae; Streptophyta; Magnoliopsida; Malvales; Malvaceae
Gene: MAP65-4
Product: microtubule-associated protein 65-4
Biological process (GO): microtubule cytoskeleton organization
Cellular component (GO): cytoplasm; spindle
Molecular function (GO): microtubule binding
Source: RefSeq, a predicted model, not a curated record